CAUCGAGGAGAGUAGCCUUUUCUGGGUGUUUGGAGUCAUACUUUGUGGGAUUGGUAAUAUACAACUCUCAGUCCAAGAACUACGACUAUUGUCCACCAGGUAUGUUUGUGUUUCAUGGAUAGACCUUGACAACAUGACUAAAUGUUAUUGGAUAUGUUGCAUGAUAGUGUUCAAGUGGUCCUAAUUGAGCCUUCCAAUACAGUUAUUGCUCUUUUCCUAUUGAGAGGGGUAUAAUUAGCAUAUGCAGUCUAUUGUCAUAGGUCUGUGGAAAUAAUCUAUAACCAAAUAGGCUAAACUUGUCCUAAAUGACGCAAAUAAAUAUAUUGUACUAGAUUGGAAGGAUGCGGUUCGGCGACGCAGUUCUUGGAACGUCAGCGGUAAAAUUGGGGGUGAAAUCAAGUUUUCAACUCUUCAAGUCCGCGUGUCGCUCCAGGGUCACGAGCUAUGGGAACAGUUUUGAGAUAUAGGAACAGAGAUGCUUAUCACCGAAACAGGAAGGUAGAAUGUGUGGAUGGAUGAUAAAUAAUUACCGGUAGCCAUUUAUAAUAAUCCCUUGUCCUAGCUGUGUCAUUUUUUGGGAGAAGAAAUGCUUUUAAAGAGUUAUGCUGUGUUGGAAGUUUAUUAGAGAAAUGAUAUGUUUCUUUCAUAAUGACAAUUUAUCAUUAUAAUUUCAUGGAAAAGCUGUAUUGUCUAUCCUGCCGCUCCAUGUGAUUGAAUAAACGAUUGAGGCGACCUGUUAGUUCAAAUUUACCGCCUGAUGUUAUAGGCGCAUGUUUCCAAACUGCGUAGUCACUGUGACAGGGUUAAAUCCUCGGGCAAAGUACAUGCUGGUGAUGGACAUAGUCUAGUCUGAUGAUAACAAAUACAAGUGGAGCAGGGAUCGCUGGGUGGUGAGUGGUAUGACUGAGCUCCACCUUCCCAACCGCUUCUUCAUCCACCCAAACUCACCCUCCCUGGGGGAGAGGUGGAUGCAGUGCCCAGUCUCUUUCCACAAGCAAACUCACCAACACCCUCAACUCCAAUAGCCUGGUAAGGCUAGGCACGGAAGACCCUGGCACUAUCUGUGACUCUAAAAGUGCCAUGUCACCAUGAUACUGUUGCAAUAGAUGAUAACCACUGAAUGUUAAGUUUGGUGAUACGACGCAGUAAUAGAUGCUUUGCUUUCAUAUCAGAUACCUCUGUAAAUACAUCAGAUACUGCUGCAGAUAUGAGGAUAUCACCAUGUGGAAUGAGAUGGAGAGUAUUGGCAGGCAUACUUGCUUUGGCAGGUUGCCUAGUUUGAAUGCAGUGGGUGAGGUGGUUCUCCACUCCAUGCAUAAAUACCAGCCCCGCCUGCACAUUGUCCUGUCUCCAGACCUCCACAGCCCUCUGUUAGGGAACUACCUGCGCUUCACCUUCCCUGAGGCAGCCUUUAUCGUUGUCACUGCCUACCAGAACUCAGAGAUAACAAAACUCAAGAUAGACAACAAUCCCUUUGCAAAAGGCUUUCGUGACAACGGGCUGAACAGAAAAAGGUUCAGAGAAAAGGAAGGUCAGAGUUCUGACAAACGAAAUGUAAGACAACGCCUGAUGGAAUCAAAACCUUCCAAUGUACGAUCCAGACCAGUGGAGUCAAAUGAUGAGGCUGAUGUUACCAUCUCCAGCUCUAGCUCAGUGGAUUCCCAUGGUGCAGUAGGAUACAGGACUGAUGACAUCACGUCUCUCUCUGCUGUCCCUGACCCCUUCAUCUCUGCCUUCAUGAACUGGAGAGCUGCAGCCCUGCCCUGUGGCCAAGGGUGAUGGGGGGUUCUGAGAGCGCCCUGUGUAGCCUGGAGAUGAGCCCCUCCUCCUCUGUGUCCGGCAGCCCCCCGGCCCCUUACUGACAUCCUCAACAGGAUCCACUCAGGAAGCACCCAGUGGAAGCUGCUCCAGCCCCAGGCCCAGUAUGAGAGGCCAGGCCUGGGGCUGGACAGGGAGCUCCGGCCACCACAGCCCUACCCACCGCUACCUGACCACGGGCCAGAGUACAUGUCUCUCCAUAGCAUGAUGCUCUACCACCAGAACAGCUUGAUGGGCUCUGUGGGGCCACUAAGAGAUAGCCAUGUGGACAUUCAAGUCCCCUCCUCCUCUCUAGAAUACCCCUAUAAGGCACCUAUGCUUGACUUGGAUUUUGAUGAACAGAGAAGUAAAGCAAUCUCUUGUUCAGUAAACACAACAGGUCAGGUUGACGUUGAAAUUUUGCCUCACAACUUGUCGACCUCUAGUGCCACCUCUGGGUAGAGUUGAGACAAAUGAAUGCAAUAUUGAGUCAUUCCAAGGUAACUGUAUAGUGCAUUUCUCUUUGCUAUGUUAGAUGUUGUUUAGAUGUACAUAUUUUUCAGUUGUAGGAUAGGCAAGUGGUUUGCUAGGAUAAGGAACUGGAGACUAUUCUGCCCUGACAUUUGAUUUGUAUAAUUAGUAAAGAGAACUAAUAAUAAGCAUCACGUCAGAACUAGAACUCAGAAUGUCACAUAUUCUCCCUUUUUCUCUGGACAUUGUAAAUCAUGUGAGAUUUUGUGCAUGUACAGGUACAUCUUGCAGAAGAACAGUAGCUUAUCAAAUAAUAGAACAUGACAAUUAGACUCCUGAUGUUUUGAUGUUAACAUUAGCCCAUCCGCUAGUGUCUGUAUCGUUGUCAUGCCAGAAGAGUUGGCUACAUCCACUACAGCACAUACUGUAUGGGACGAGGAUAAUGUAACAGGCCACUGGUAACAAAUUCUCUGAAAGAAUACUGAGGAAACUGUAUGAGGCAGAACAUUUAUUAUAGGGCAGCACAUAAUACUUUGCCACAGAGUCGAGGAUAUGAGUGUGAUGUUCACGUGCUAAAAUAUCCAUGCUAGACCAGUUUUCCAGUAUUAUUUAACAGUCUAGAAAAUGGACGAAUUCACACAAACAUUUAUUGAGUCUGAAUAGAUACAUUUCAAUAAUGGGUGAUCAAUUUAAACAUGUUUCAUUACAGAUACUCUAUAGAUAAAGGCAUACAAUGUUUGGUCUUCCACCUACAUUCUAGAUCCGAAAGGUAUAUUUUCUGAUCUGAAAGUUGCUUCUACCCUGCUGAAAUUACACCAUCCAUUCAUAGUAAUACAUGAGACAUUUUUGAAAGAGCGUUGACACAACAAUUAGGUGCCAAAAAAGAACAUACAACGGGAGUUUUUCAGCUGAACAAAAACACAAUUUGACCAGGGAAAGCCAUCAGUGUGUCUAGAUGGAAAUGUUGAAGUGUUCUGACUUUAUACAAUUCAAACCAGCCAUUU
Salmo salar (Atlantic salmon) is the source of this 3272-nucleotide messenger RNA. The record is from RefSeq and is a predicted model, not a curated record. NCBI's taxonomy places the organism in Eukaryota, Metazoa, Chordata, Actinopteri, Salmoniformes, Salmonidae.